Messenger RNA from Dermatophagoides farinae (American house dust mite), 4792 nucleotides. Its product is annotated as bromodomain testis-specific protein. Lineage: Eukaryota; Metazoa; Arthropoda; Arachnida; Sarcoptiformes; Pyroglyphidae. Gene Ontology annotation, cellular component: chromatin; nucleus. Gene Ontology annotation, biological process: regulation of DNA-templated transcription; chromatin remodeling. The record is from RefSeq and is a predicted model, not a curated record.
AAUGAUAAAUGUUUCAGCAGCACCACGAUCUAUGUACGAUCAUUCGCGCGCUGGAUGCCUGCUUGUGUGCUUCAUUUUACCUGAUAUUAGUGCUGGUCUCUUUUUUGUUUGUGACAAAAAAAAAAAAAUUUUUUUUUUUUUUUUUCGUUACAACAUUAACCAAGGACGGACAACGAUUCUCAUUUCAUGUUUUGUGUAUUUGAGUGUGUUGUUGUGUGACUCUCACCGUUCUUCUUUAUUCACAUUUGAUUGCUCUCUGCUCUUGCUUGUUCAUCAUCAUCAUCAUCAUUUUUACAACAGAUAUGUUUUGUAUUUGAACUCACUCACUUUGUCGUGUUGUAUUUUUGUGUGUGUGUGUGUGUAUUCUGCGAUUGUGCUAAAAGUGUCUUCUUUCCAAACAGAAACACAACGUUUUUGUAUGAGCCUUGUAUUGUUAUUGUAUUAUAUGUAUUUGUUUUUACAGUGUGUUUCCUGUUGAAUUCUCCCCAUUGAUAAAACGUUUUGUGAAUGUGAAAGUUUCUUCCCCCCAUUUAUUUAUUGUGUGGAUUGAAUUCAUCAUCAUCAUCAUCAUCAUCAUUAUGAUGGAAUGAAUGUGCGUUUUGUUUGUGUUGUGUGUAUUGGAUUCUGUAUGGACCAUUCGUCCAAAAGAAAAACGUGUUUAAGCAAUUAAUUUAACAUCAUCAAUUUGUUUCGAUUUAAUAAUUGAACAUCAUCAUCAUCAUCAUCUUUUGCCACCCAAUUCACACACGCAACAAACUUUUAAUUGUCCGUUUUAUAAACCUCGUCUUCGUUAUAAUCGGGUUUUUUUUCUUCUGCUCAUCAUUAUUAUCAUCAAUUCCAUAUAGUCAACAACAACAACAACACUCAAUUAUAAAAUCAUAUCAAAUCGUAAUAUUGAUACGCACAAAUAGUCAAACACACACACACACAAAAGUUGAAUUGAUUUGUUGUUGAAUUUUUUUUAAAUUCCAUGUUAACAACACGCUUCGAUUUUAAUUUUUGUUUUUGUCGUCAUUAAUUUUCAUCUCCAUCUUUCGUCAACGACAUCAACAACAAUUAUCAAAUCUUUUGGAAAGAUUAAUCAUUGGAAUUGAAUAGCCAACAUUUUUUCAUCUAUCCAAAUCGACAACAACAUUAUUAUCAUCAAUUGAUUGAUACGGUGUGCUGCAAAUCUGCAUUUUGCAGAUUUUGUGCCACUGAAUUCGUGUCAACACCAACCACCACCACUGUCCAUCUAACAACUGGACAUAUCUUUUUUUUUUUUUUUUUUUUAUUUCAAAUGUGAAUUUUGAUCUCUUUCUCAGGGAAUUUCGAUGAUUUUUCCGUGUCAUUUGAGAAAGCAGUUUAGAACAAUUCAAGAUAAUUGCGAUCCAAAAAAGACCAAAGUUGUUAUAUAAUAAUUUUCUAAAGCGCAAACAGUGAACAAAAGAAAAAAAAUCUUGAAUUGCCGAAUUCAUGAAACUAAAAAUGCAUGAUGAGAUAAAUUCGAUGGACAUUUCGAAAAAGAUGCUUGAAUUAACGACCAUCCCAUUUUCACCAAUGAAUCCUUCAAUCCCCAUGAAACGAAAGUAUAGCUCUUCUAAUCAUUUUCGACCUCAUUUGACAUCAUCAACAUCUGACAUGUCGAAUGAAAGUUUAAAUAAUGAACAGAAUUUGGAUGAUUGUGAAGAGGAAGAUGAUGACAAUUCACGUGCAUCAUCGAAUCUUAAUGAACAUGCCAAUGAUGAAAUCAGUAGUUUGAAAUCAGAUUCAUCAUCAGUGAUGGCUAACACUACAACAACAAUUAAUCUUCCAUCACCACCAUCAUCGACACGAUCAUCAUUCGAUGUUGCCAUCCAUAGAGAUUCGUUUCUAUUAUCAAAUGGUGAUAUGUCCGAAAAUAAUUUCGAUCAUUCUCAUGCUACAAGUAUUUUCGGUGAUAGUUCUGAUGUUGCAUCUCAUGAUGAUGAUAUGAUUGAGGAGAUCUCUAUGAAAAGUUAUGAUGAAAAUUUAGAUGAUGAAAUUAAAUUGAUCACUGAAGAAUUGAUUGAAAAUGUCAUCGAUGCAUCUGAAGAUGAUGAUUGGAAAUCGAUUACGAUUGAUUUUGAUGGUGAAACAAUCUUACCGAAUGGUCUUCGUUUGAUAAAAGGCAUGGCCGACAUGAUCUUCUACAGGGAAGAUGAUAGUAUACCUUAUCGUUUUACGAAUCAAUUAAAUUUUCUGAAGACCAUUCUAACCAAAUACAUUUGCCGCUAUAAAACGGCUGUGCCAUUCUUGAAUCCUGUCGAUAGUGUCCGUCUCAAGAUUCCUCAUUAUUAUCUAGUUAUCAGAAAACCAAUGGAUCUAAAUACAGUCAAAAAUCGACUCAAUUUUCUUUGGUAUCAAUCUGCUAGUGAAUGUAUCAGUGAUAUCCGUCAAAUAUUCAAAAAUUGUUAUAAUUUCAAUGCUCCCACCGAUUAUGUUUAUUCUGCCGGCAAAAAAUUGGAAGAAUUUUUCAAUGAAAAACUAAAAGAUAUGCCUCUUGUGGAAGAAGAAAUUCCCUGUCCACCAAGACAAAACAUUGAAGAAUUUCAAAAAUUGAAUGAAAAACGCAGCUCGAAACGUCGAAGUGGAUCAUUGUCAGAUAGUAUCGAUGGUCAGACUCCAUUUCCGAUUGGUGAAAACAGUUUGGUUGGACCAUUCUCACCGAUCAAGAUGACAACACGUAGUGAGAGAGGUGUUAUGGUUCGUAAACCAAGUAAAGAUUUACCAGCUCCAAUUUCUACGCCUCCUGUGAAACAACCUACAGUGAGAAAAGUUCCAUUGAACAAACCAUUGAGCGAGUGUUGUAAAUUUGUCAAAGAAUUGUUCACCAAGAAACACGAAAAUUAUGCUUGGCCAUUCUGGAAACCGGUUAAUCCAAAUGAUUAUCCUGAUUAUUUACAAAAAAUUAAAAAACCGAUUGAUCUUUCAACUAUCAAAACGAAUAUUCAAUCGGGAAAAUAUACCACUGUGGAUGAUUUCGCUAAAGAUAUGAGAUUAAUGUUUUCAAAUUGUUUACGUUAUAAUCCACCAGAAUCUCCCAUCAUCGAACAAGCCAGACAACUUAGGGAAGCAUUCGAAUAUCGAUAUGCACAGUUUCCAGAGGAUUAUUUGAAAGAAAAAUUGAUUGUUCCAAAACACAACAGUACUCCAUCCAUUUCGGUGCGACAUAUGCCUAGUGCCUCAACAUCAUCAAGUCAUCAUCAUAUUUCUGAUUCAUCGAAUUCAUCAAGCAAAUCUCAUAGUGGCAAAAAACCGAAAUUAGAAACAAAUAAUAAGAAAAAUAGUCUCAAAAGUCGUGUCUCUCAACAUGAAUCUGGUCAUUUGUACAGCCCUAUCAAUGUUUCAAUGAUAGCCGAUAGACAUAAUGGCAAUACUAAUGCAGAUAAUGAACCUGCCAGUGAAGAUCGUAUGAAAAUGCUUGAAUUUCAAGUAGCAUGCUUGAGAGAAGCUCUAACAACGGCAUUAUCUCACAAUCCGGAAGCUACAGCUGCCACUGCUCUUCUCAACGCAAUCGCACCAAAUGCUAAUGGAAUUAAGAAUGGAAAACUUUCCAAUUCAAAAAAGCCAAGAAAAAAUGGCUAUAAAACUAAAACAAAUAAAAGGUUGUCCCAAAAAUCUUCAGCAAACAAGAAACGAAAACAUUUAUCCUCUGACGAGGAGGAUGACAAUUCUGAUUCUGAUGUUGAUGAUUCCUAUCAGCUUACUGAACCAUUCAAUCCUGAAAGUAUUGAUGAUCUUAAAAAACUGAAAAAAGAUCUUGAAAAUCUUCAUGCAACCGAUUUGCAAAAUGUUCUUCGUAUUUUGCAAUCAACCGAACCAUCGUUGAGAUGUGAUGAUGAACAAAAUGUUGAAAUCGAUUUUGAAGCACUGAAACCAAAGACAUUGAUAGCGCUCAGAAAAUAUGUCACUUCUUGUAUGCUAAAUAGCAAUAGUAAAGCAUCGCCAUCAAAUCCUGGCAAAAGUGGUAAUAAUAUACCAUCAUCAGCCGCAUCGUUAACGAAUAAAAACAGCAAAAAAUUAUGCCGUGCAUCUUCAUCAAACAAUUUUGAUACUGACUGUGAUAAUUCAAUUCAAAACAAUUGGUCACGUGCUGAUUCUAGAGCUUCAAACUUACAACUCAGUGAAAGUAGCAGUGAUAGUGAAUUGGACUAAUGAUUAUUAUUAUUAUUAUAUAAUAUAAAACACAAACAAUUCAACAAAUAAGUGAAAUAAUGGAAUAAUAUAAUUCAUUCAAAAAGUAUACAAACCAUUUUCUAUUUGCAAAAUGAAGAAAAGUGAUUCAUCAAACAUGUGUAAAGAAUUUCAUCCGGAAAGCAAUGUUUGUCAUCUUUUCCAGAAUUGGUUUAUGGUGUUGUGCUCUAUCUUGUUAAUGGGGUUGGUGGUAGUGGUGGUGGUUAUAAGUGUGAUUCAAGGACAAUCGACUUUUUAACAAAAAUUGGCCGCAACAACAUUUUUGUUUUGGUGUCUGGGAUCAAGAAGAAAAAAAAUCGUUCAAAAUAUAUCUAAAUUAUAGUGUGAUAAAAUGACAAACAACCUGAUGGAAUAAUUGAAACCAAAAAAAGAAAUAAUCUCAUAUCAAUAGAUUAUUGAUUGAUUGGAAUCAUCAUCAAAUGAAGAAAAGAAAAAUUACAAACUACUACAUGUGUCCACAUCAUCUUCACAAUAUAAUAAAUAUAUAUAGAUCAUCAUUUAGAUUGUAGUUUAUAACAUUAUUACAUCAAACGCUGAUGAUGAUGAUUACGAUGAUGAUGAUGAUGAUGAUGAUGGGUGUGUUAUCUAUUUUUUUUCU